GAGUUCCUGCCACUCAGCUGCACAUCCAGCCGAGCCGUCCUCCGUCAGAAGCUGCCGGAGGAGUCGCCGUUCAUGACUCACCGCCCGGGACCUGCACAUUAUUUCCACAAAUAGAUUCCUGCCUGGUGCGAGCGUCGUUUCUCUUCAGCUCGCAGAGUUCAGUUCCCGUGGCUCUUGUGGAGAGAAGUCGUGACAGACUCCAUAGUUUAGCCGAAUACCUGCUCUUCUUCUUCUUCCUCGAUCGGAGAUGCCUGAGGACGUCGGGACCGCCAAGCCCGGAGGCGUCAUAGCCUACAUUUCCUCAGGCUCUGCCUCCACCCCAGAGUCCUGUAUGAGCAGCAGCCCCAGUGGCGGCUACCUGUCGACUACACCGGCUGUGUCUCGCCCCUCGCUGCCCAGCAGGGCUGUCGGCAUGGUGGUGGACAUCGCUCCACCAGCCAAAGGCGGCCACUCGCGCAGCCACGGCACGGAGAAGGCCGGCCGAUCCUCCACAUCCGCCAAGAGCAGCAUCACGAAAAUCAACGGCAUGGUGCUGUUGUGCAAGGUAUGCGGUGACGUGGCCUCGGGCUUCCAUUACGGCGUCCACGCUUGUGAGGGCUGCAAGGGCUUCUUCAGGAGGAGCAUCCAGCAAAACAUCCAGUACAAGAAGUGUCUUAAGAUGGAGAACUGCACCAUCAUGAGGAUGAACAGAAACCGCUGUCAGCAGUGUCGCUUCAAGAAGUGUCUGGCCGUCGGCAUGUCCAGAGACGCCGUUAGAUUUGGUCGCAUCCCAAAAAGGGAAAAACAGAGAAUGCUGUUGGAGAUGCAGAACGCCAUGAACAAUAUGAUGAGCAGCAACAGCCAGCUGCACAGCAUGCUGCACGGCCACCAGAGCCCCGCGCUUCCCAUGGAGGCCAUGACCAGCGACGCCAGCUCGUCUUCGUCCUCCUCCUCCUCCUCCUCCUCCUCUGCUUCCAACUCUCCAUCGUGUUCCAACCCCUCCUCCCCACAGUGUCCCCAGGACUCGGAGUCUGUGGUUUCCAUGGACACCAACUCCAGCUCUGCCUCCUCCUGUGCGGACAGCAGCGAGGACGAGGCUGUCGUCACGGUGAGCAGGCAGCACCAAGAUGCCUUCGCGUUCAGCCAGCAGAGAUCGCCGAGACAAGGCCAGGCCUCAUCCUCACCGGCCACGGUUGCCUCGGAGACCGGGUGUGACAACCGCAUGGAGGAGCAGCAGGAGAACUGGAACUGCUGGAACAACAACGUGGACGUGGGAGGGUACCAGCACGGUUCCUACAGCGGUGGCCAACACACUGCUAACUCUGCUUAUAGGGAGGAGAGGGAAGUUUACCAGCUCAACAGCGCCCCUAGCUGUGAACCAUCAGAAAGCAGCCAAAGACAACAAGACAUCAACAGACAAACUGCCUCAAGUGGUUAUAAUGGACCAAGCAGCUGUGGGACCAGUAGAGCACACCUGGUCUGCCCGAUGAACACGUCACCGUACGUGGACCCCCGCAAGCCCAGCCAGGAGAUCUGGGAGGAGUUUUCCAUGAGCUUCACCCCCGCCGUGCGAGAGGUGGUCGAGUUCGCCAAGAGGAUCCCAGGCUUCCGCGACCUCUCCGAGCACGACCAAGUGAGCCUGCUGAAGGCUGGAACGUUUGAGGUGCUGAUGGUCCGGUUCGCCUCUCUGUUCAACGUGGCUGAGCGGACGGUGACCUUCCUGAGCGGGAAGCGCUACAGCCUCGACACGCUGCGGUCGCUGGGCGCCGGCGAGCUGCUCAACUCCAUGUGCGAGUUCAGUGAGAAGCUGGCAGCUCUGCGGCUCGACUCAGACGAAAUGAGCCUCUUCACCGCCGUGGUGCUCGUCUCAGCCGAUCGCUCAGGGAUCCAGGACCUGAACUCCGUGGAGGCCUUGCAGGACAAACUGAUCCGGGCGCUGCGAAACCUGGUGAUGCAGAACCACAGCGACGAGUCCGCCACCACGUUCACCAAGCUGCUGCUCAAACUGCCUGAGCUCCGUUCACUCAACAACAUGCACUCGGAGGAGCUGCUCUCUUUCAAAGUGCACCCUUGAAGGCUUCCUUAGGGGGUACGGCGGUGCCCUCCACCUCCUCCACACACCUCCACCUCCACCAGUACCUGCCUCUGACUGCCCCCUCGCGUCCUGUAUUCGACCAACCCAUUUGAGUGUUUGUUUCUAGACUGUGUAAAAAGUUAUUUUUUAUUCUAUUUUUGUUAAGUAGGCCACGUGGGGUCUGAAGAGAGAACAAUAUAAAACGUACUGUAUUUAUAGAUGAGAUCGCUUACGCUUGUUGCACACAAACACACAAGUGCACGUGUGUCAGAGCUUUUUAGUUUUGCAGUUGGAUGCAUUUUUCUAUUUUCAAGAAGAAGAAGAAGAGUAUGUAAGUGGCUUCAUGAAACUACAGAAUCGAAAUCAGUCAGUCAGUGAUUUUAAUUCGAUUUUUUUCUUUUGAUGUUUAACAUUUGUUUCCAAAAGCCAUUUAAUUCCAAAGUGUAUUCUCUGCUGAGUGAAUGAAUGUGAGAGACAACAUAUACUGUACCUUACACACGUCUGUUUGGUCCAAUGCUUUGACUGAACGUGUUCGGCGAGGAAGGCAAGCUAACAGAAAAUGUAUUGAAGAAUGUGUGACGAUCGCUGCUAACGUAUGGCUGUAGUUACUGCAAACACCUAAACAAGUCUUGUUUGGAUCUUCUCCCCUUGCCUCAGAAAGCAUCAGUUCAUUGUCUCGAUGUAAAUAGUGUCGUGUAUCUUUUCUUUUAUUUAAUUUUCUUUUCGUGUCCACGGCAACUGCCUAAACACUGCCUGGUGAUUUCUGGGGGAGUCGAUGACGCCAUUUAAACACUACAUUUGCACAACUUCUGGAGCAGAAAACCCAAGUACCGCUAAAUCCACAACUAGUGUGACACACCAUCAUGUAGAGGUUUCAUGUAAAUGUAAUUACAACAGUGUUUUUGCCAUUUUCCCACUUCUUGGUUUUUACUUUUUGUUUUUUUUGUAAAUCAAACUGUGUGUUUUCAGCAUAGCACUGAAUCUUGACACUUGUUUUUUGUCAUGAUGUUGAAAUAUCGGUUUCUUCUACUGGCAAAACUGCCACAUGUAAAUAUCUAUAUAAAUAUAUAUAUAUAUAAAUAUAUGAUGAACAUAGAAUAUAAAUAUGAUAUAGUAUGAAUAAAAGCAAGUGAAGUAUA
Molecule: messenger RNA, 3192 nt
Organism: Stegastes partitus (bicolor damselfish)
Lineage: Eukaryota; Metazoa; Chordata; Actinopteri; Pomacentridae
Product: nuclear receptor subfamily 1 group D member 2-like
Exons: 8
Coding region: 248-2053 (601 amino acids)
Biological process (GO): cell differentiation; negative regulation of transcription by RNA polymerase II; hormone-mediated signaling pathway
Molecular function (GO): zinc ion binding; nuclear receptor activity; RNA polymerase II cis-regulatory region sequence-specific DNA binding
Source: RefSeq, a predicted model, not a curated record